CACGAUUCACAAGGCAAUGUCACGCACGGCAAUGUUAGACAGGUGGUGGCGUACCCAGCUGGCUAUAAAGGAUCGCAUCGAGUUUUGCGGCUGCACUGAAGGCCAAAAGGCGCAUUGUACUUUCACCACUACAAUCUCCUCACCAUGAAGUCUCGGGUUCUUUUGACACUGGCUGCUGUCGGGUGGCCGAUGGUAAAUGGCGGAAAGCUUUACACAGACCCAACAGACGUGACCGAUUCAGCAUACGACUUCAUCAUUGUUGGUGGGGGUACUGCUGGCAACGUGCUUGCACAUAGGCUGUCCGAGGAUCCAUCUCACUCUGUGCUAGUUAUUGAAGCUGGCGUGUCCAAUCUGGAAAACAUCAAGGAUCAAGUCCCUUUUCUAUCAGGGGAACUGUCUCCCAAUACUUCAAUAGCGUGGAACCAAACUACAACGCCGCAGAGUGGGCUUUUGAAUCGAACGGUCAAUUACCCCCAUGGCUUUGUAUUGGGAGGUUCAAGCAGUAUUAAUCACAUGGUGUGGACAAGGGGGUCUGUGGACGACUAUGACCGUUAUGCGCGAGUUUCCAAGGACGAUGGAUGGUCCUGGAACAAUAUGUUCCCAUACAUGGAAAAGAGUGAGGCUUUGGUCCCGCCUAACACGCGGCGCAAGACCGGCGGCCAGGUGAACCCAGCUGUACAUGGCUGGCAUGGACCCGUCGAGAUCAGUCUGCCCGCUUCUUCCUCGAUUUUCGAUGAACCUGUCCUGUCUUCGGGCUUCGAGUUAUCUCAUCUGUUCCCAUACAACAUUGACAUGAAUUCGGGAUACCCCAUGGGCCUAGGCUGGGCCGUGGGCUCCGUCUCAGCAGACAGGAAACGAACCAGUUCCGCGACUUCAUACCUAUGGCCGGCUAUGAAUCGCUCAAACCUGGAUGUUCUGAUUGACACACGUGUGACCAGACUCCUUGCGGCCGGCAUCACGGACGGAAUGUUGUCCUUCACCAAGGUCGAAACUGCCCAGAGUGCAUCUAGCAACCGGGUCGUUUUCGAGGCGAGGAAGGAGGUGAUUCUGUCAGCGGGCUCUAUCAACACUCCUCAGAUCCUGCUCUUGAGCGGCAUCGGCGACGCAGACUACUUGAGAUCGCUUAACAUUCAGCCGUUAGUUGACCUCAAGGACGUCGGUCGGAAUCUCAUGGACCAAACCUCUCUCGUGAAUGCCUGGUAUGUCAACUCGAAUAUCACCACAUGGGAUGAGGCAUACCGCAACGAGACGCUAGCGAAUGAGCUUUUCGAGCAGUGGGAGACAACAGGAACCGGAUUGUAUGGGGAGGAUGCCGCCACGCAGAUUGCCUGGUCAAGGCUUAGCAGCAAGCUGAUUUCAUCUCACGACUUGAAGGAUCCGUCAGCAGGCAUCGCGUCCCCUCAUCUGGAGUUCAUCUUCAACAACGGCUACUUCCCAUCUAUCACAUUUGCAGAAGAUCAAACGGGAAACUACUUCUCCAUUGUCACGAACGUUGUUUCUCCCGCCUCACGUGGCUCGAUCACUUUGGCUUCCAAUGAUCCUUUUGCAUACCCAUUAGUGGAUGCCGGACUGCUUGUAGAGCCAUUCGACAUCUUUGCGUUGGUCCACGGUAUCAAGCUUGCGAAGAAGUUCCUGGAGGCGCCGGCGUUUGCUGGCUACAUCAAAUCGGCUGCGCGUGGACUCGCAGAUGCGAACACGGAUGAGGAGCUCGAAGAAUACGCUCGGAGCAACGCCGAUUCCGGGUUCCAUCCGGUCGGGUCAGCCGUCAUGGCGCCUUACAACAGCAAUGAUGGAGUAGUCAGACCGGACUUACGGGUCAAACGUGUGUCAGGUCUGCGCGUGGUUGAUGCAUCAGUUCUGCCAUACGUACCUGCGGCACAUAUGCAGGCAUGCAUAUACGCCGUCGCUGAGCGGGCGGCAGAUAUCAUCAAAGAGUAUUGGAAGGACGACCAGAGCGAUUGGUUGGGGUACGAGUUCCAAGAGCCUCUAGUGGCCGUCUGAGUAUUUCGACGACACUGUACACCAAGUCAUUGCUACAGCAACACAAUCAGUUCUAUAGUCAGCAUAAUCUAUCCUCUGUCGACGAAAUAUCGUUAUAUGUAAUUUGUGAUGAACGUCCUUGAAUUAUAUAAUUGUACCAACAAAG
Messenger RNA from Laetiporus sulphureus 93-53, 2146 nucleotides. RefSeq names its product GMC oxidoreductase. The transcript has 10 exons. Gene Ontology annotation, molecular function: flavin adenine dinucleotide binding; oxidoreductase activity, acting on CH-OH group of donors. Lineage: Eukaryota; Fungi; Basidiomycota; Agaricomycetes; Polyporales; Laetiporaceae. Bases 145 to 2001 code for a protein of 618 amino acids. The record is from RefSeq and is a predicted model, not a curated record.